Suillus subaureus is the source of this 542-nucleotide messenger RNA. RefSeq lists its product as uncharacterized. Lineage: Eukaryota; Fungi; Basidiomycota; Agaricomycetes; Boletales; Suillaceae. The record is from RefSeq and is a predicted model, not a curated record. The transcript has a single exon. The coding region runs from base 154 to 456 and encodes 100 amino acids.
AGCGCAUGUAUUGUCUUUGUUAUUUGACAUUUUCAUCUCUAUAUCCCGAUUUCCGCAUUGCUCCUAACUUGAUGUACUAUUUUAAUAUAUACUAGAAGUCGUGUAUUCCGCGUCACCAUUCCCAAAGCUUCCUCGGAUGAGUUCUUUGUCUCCAUGUCUUAUGUCGAUGGCACGUUCUCCUUCAUUCACAAACAACCUCACAGGAGACGUGUUGACAGCGACGUCAUUCUACUAACCUGUUUCUAUAGGCCAGCUGAAACAGUAAGACUCAACCGACCCCGUCCUAGGGGAAAGCCAACUCUUGCUUCAGUGGGGUUAUUUGUAUUUGACAAGGUUGGAAAGCUGGUCGUUGUUCUCCUAUCACUAUGCCAUGAUCACUCUCCCACAAUUGCUGGGUUCUCGCCGUGGAGUUCUGGAUGCAGACGCCGGUUUAUCCUUGCUGUCUCGAUUGCGUAACAGAUAGCACGGAAACUGGACCUCGCGGCGAAGAAUGCUAUGACCUCAGCCAUUGGGCCAUGUUCUUGAUUGGCAAUAUAUUGCAU